AUGGGAACCAGGGCUUUGACUGGUCUUGGAUGUCGUACCUGGUGUAGGGCUGAUGUGGAUCUGUGUAUUGAGGACUUCAACAGGAUCGAUUGCUAUCGUGUGCCUCUGCUAGGCAACUUCAAGCCCCAUGGAAAGUACCACAUAGCAGACCUGCACACUGCUGGAGGCCUCCCGAUACUUAUAAAGGAGCUACUAGACGCAGGGCUCUUACAUGGUGACUGUCUCACAGUGACCGGAAAGACUGUGACAGAGAAUUUAGCAUCUGUCUCCAAAGCAUCUGAUCUGACACAGGACGUUGUGUACCCAUUCUCUAAACCCUCUCCCCUCCCGGGCACCACAUUACCAUUAUCAAGCUAUACACAAUGUUUACAUUUAGACGGUAGCCUGGCAACAGACAGUGCCGUGCUGAAGCUGAGUGGGAAAGUGUUUGACAAGCCGUUCAAAGGCCCAGCCAUUGUGUUCGAUGGGGAGGGGCCAGCCUAUGAUGCCAUUAUGGGUGGCCAGGUUAAACCAGGACAGGUGCUCGUCAUACGAUAUGAAGGACCCAAGGGAAGCCCUGGCAUGUCUGAGAUGUUGAGUCCAGGCUCUGCACUGGUUGGUGCCGGCCUAGGUAAGACCGUUCCCUUGAUAACUGAUGGAUGCUUCAGCGGAGCAUCUCAUGGGAUCAUGAUUGGUCAUGUGACACCCGAGGCAUUCGUGGGCAGGCCUAUAGCACUGGUGGAGAACGGAGAUAUGAUAAGCAUUGAUGCUGUCAACAGGAGAGUAGAUCUGGAGGUCAGUAAGGAGGUGUUGACGGCUCGGAAAGCUUGCUGGAAGAUUCCCCAAGAGCGUCAGAAAGUGAAGGGUCUACUGGCAAAGUAUCGACGCUCUGUGUCCAGUGCACAUACAGGAGCUGUAACCAGCUGAACCAACUGAACAUUAUAGUAGAGCAGCUAUACAUAAUUAUGAUUGUGCACUAGUUGUGGCCUAAUGAUGUGGAGUCUAAUGUACAACGUUUCGUUAUCAAAUGUGCGAAUGAUUUAUUGGAAUGUCUUCAGCACAUGUUUCUUUAUAACUCUUCA
Messenger RNA from Halichondria panicea, 1061 nucleotides. RefSeq names its product dihydroxy-acid dehydratase-like. Lineage: Eukaryota; Metazoa; Porifera; Demospongiae; Suberitida; Halichondriidae. The coding region runs from base 1 to 906 and encodes 301 amino acids. The record is from RefSeq and is a predicted model, not a curated record. Gene Ontology annotation, molecular function: dihydroxy-acid dehydratase activity. The transcript is spliced from 9 exons. Gene Ontology annotation, biological process: branched-chain amino acid biosynthetic process.